AUGGCUUGGAUGACUUACAUUUCACAUUGGUUUGAGCAAGAUGAUUGGUAUGAAGGACUACAAAGAGUGAACAUGUCCCAGGUAAGGCAGGUGGGACUGCUGGCUGCUGGGUGUCAGCCGUGGAACAGAGAUGUGUGCGCUGCCAGUGGAGACAGGUUUGCGUACUGCGCCACCCUGGCCAUCUAUGUUUAUCAGUUGGAUCACCAUUAUAAUGAAUUCAAACUCCACGCAAUUAUGUCUGAACAUAAGAAAACAAUCACAGCGCUCUCUUGGUGUCCACAUAACCCUGACCUUUUUGCAAGCGGCAGUGCCGAUAAUUUAGUGAUCAUUUGGAAUGUCGCAGAGCAGAAAGUCAUUGCUAAACUUGACAAUGCAAAAGGGACGCCUGCCUCUCUCAGCUGGUGCUGGAAUGCUGGUGAUGCUCUGGCAUUUGCUUCCCACAGAGGCCCGCUGUUCAUCUGGACCAUCUCAGGACCAGACAGUGGGGUGACUGUGCACAAAGACGCCCACAGCUUCCUGUCUGAUAUCUGCAUGUUCAGAUGGCAUACACAGAAAAAGGGGAAAGUUGCCUUUGGUCAUAUUGAUGGAAGUCUAUCAAUUUUUCAACCAGGUAAUAAAAGUCAGAAGCAUGUGCUGAGACCCGACUCUCUUGAAGGGACAGACGAAGAGGAUCCCGUGUCGGCCCUGGAGUGGGACCCGCUCUCUACUGACUAUCUGCUCGUGGCUAAUUUGCAUCAUGGGAUUCGCCUAGUGGAUUCCGAGUCACUUUGUUGCAUAACGACGUUCAGUUUUCCCAGUGCAGCAGCUUCUGUGCAGUGUCUGGCCUGGGUUCCCAGUGCUCCUGGGAUGUUUAUAACUGGAGAUUCCCAAGUGGGUGUUUUACGCAUUUGGAAUGUUUCUAGAACAACACCUGUUGAUAAUUUUAAAUUAAAGAAAACAGGAUUUCAUUGCUUACAUGUACUGAAUUCUCCUCCAAGGAAAAAAUUUUCAAACCAGUCCCCAACCAAAAAUCAUUACACAUCCUCCACGAGUGAAGCAGUCCCACCCCCAACUCUGACGCAGAAUCAAGCCUUCUCUCUUCCUCCUGGUCACGCCGUGUGCUGUUUCUUGGAUGGUGGCGUUGGACUUUAUGAUAUGGGAGCCAAGAAGUGGGAUUUUCUUAGGGACUUGGGUCAUGUGGAAACUAUUUUUGACUGCAAAUUCAAACCUGACAACCCCAAUCUUUUAGCAACAGCUUCAUUUGAUGGCACCAUAAAGGUCUGGGAUAUAAACACGUUGACUGCGGUGUACACUUCCCCGGGGAACGAAGGGGUUAUUUAUUCCCUUUCAUGGGCUCCAGGUGAUUUAAAUUGUAUUGCUGGAGCAACUUCCCGAAACGGUGCUUUUAUUUGGGAUAUUAAAAAGGGCAAAAUGGUACAACGAUUUAAUGAGCAUGGAAAAAAUGGGAUAUUCUGCAUUGCCUGGAGUCAUAAAGAUUCCAAAAGAAUAGCAACCUGCAGUGGUGAUGGUUACUGUAUAAUUCGAACAAUUGAUGGUAAAAUACUACACAAAUACAGACAUCCAGCUGCAGUAUUUGGUUGCGAUUGGAGCCAAAACAACAAAGACAUGAUAGCCACGGGCUGUGAAGACAAAAAUGUCCGUGUCUAUUAUGUGGCCACCAGCUCGGAUCAGCCACUGAAGGUGUUCAGUGGGCACACGGAGAAAGUGUUCCAUGUGCGAUGGUCACCUCUGAGGGAGGGGACUCUCUGCAGCGGCUCUGAUGACGGUUCUGUUCGAAUCUGGGAUUACACUCAAGAUGCGUGCAUAAAUAUUCUUAGUGGACACACGGCACCUGUGAGGGGACUGAUGUGGAAUACUGAGAUCCCAUACCUGCUAAUAUCUGGCAGCUGGGACUAUACUAUAAAAGUGUGGGACACACGAGAAGGAAUAUGUUUGGAUACUGUGUGUGAUCACGGUGCAGAUGUAUAUGGUUUAACAUGCCACCCGCGCCGCCCCUUCACAAUGGCCUCGUGCUCCCGGGACUCUACAGUGAGACUCUGGUCAUUAACACCAUUAAUCACUCCUUUACAAAUAAAUAUUCUGGCAGACAGAUCCUGGGAAGAAAUCAUCGGGAACACAGAUUCUGCCAUAGAGCCGGGCGCGCCCCCUCUGCUCUGUGGCAAAGUGUCAAGAGAUAUCAAACAGGAGAUAGAGAAACUAAGUGGAAACCUUCAUGUGAAAAAACUCAGAUGGUUUUCAGAAUGUUUAUCUCCUCCAGGUGGCAGUGAUAAUUUAUGGAACUUAGUUGCAGUGAUAAAAGGGCAAGAUGAUAGCUUACUUCCUCAGAACUACUGCAAAGGAAUAAUGCACUUGAAGCAUCUGAUUAAAUUCAGAACGUCUGAAGCCCAAGAACUCACCACAGUGAAGAUGUCCAAAUUUGGUGGUGGUAUUGGUGUCCCUACCAAAGAGGAAAGACUGAAGGAAGCUGCCCAGAUACACUUGCGGCUGGGACAGGUUCAGAGAUACUGUGAGCUGAUGGUUGAACUUGGAGAGUGGGACAAAGCCUUGUCAGUUGCUCCAAGCGUGUCUGUGAAAUACUGGAAGAAGCUGAUGCAGAGGAGAGCUGAUCAGUUAAUCCAGGAAGAUAAGGAUGACGUCAUUCCAUACUGCAUAGCCAUCGGUGAUGUGAAAAAAUUAGUCCAUUUUUUUAUGUCAAGAGGUCAGCUUAAAGAAGCUCUGCUUGUUGCACAGGCUGCUUGUGAGGGAAAUAUGCAGACCUUCCAUGUUUCGACACCCAAAGGACCUUCUUUUUCUGAUGAUAUCUACAAGGAAGACUUUAAUGAACUCCUGCAGGAAGCCUGCAGAGAGCUGGCAGAAUGGUAUUUUCAGGAUGGCCGAGCAGUUCUAGCCGCCUGUUGCCACCUGGCUGUGGACAAUAUUGAGCUGGCUAUGGCGUACCUGAUUCGUGGAAACGAGCUGGAGCUGGCUGUGUGUGUGGGCACUGUGCUGGGGGAGCCCGCAGCACCCGCAACCCACUAUGCCCUGGAGUUACUGGCGAGGAAGUGCAUGCUGAUCCCAGCGUGCUUUCCAUCCGUCGGAUACAGGGAUUUGGCAGCUGACCUUCUCCUCAUGACUCCUGACAGUGAACUACAGUUGGUAAAGCUCUGUGCUUUCUGCCCCGGGUGCACUGAAGAGAUAAGCGAUCUCCACGAGAAGUGCAAGCUACCCACAGUAGAAGAAUGUAUGCAGUUAGCUGAGACAGCCCAUGCCGAUGGCAAAAUAUUUGAAACUAUAAAGUAUUACUUGCUAAGUCAAGAACCUGAAAAAGCCCUUCCUAUUGGCAUUGACUUCAUCAAAGAACACAUCAGUAGUUCAGAUUGGACUUUGGACACCAUUUACCCCGUUCUUGACCUGUUGAGUUAUAUUCGUACUGAAAAACUCGUCUUGCAUACAUGUACUGAAGCUCGAAAUGAGUUGCUGAUAUUAUGUGGGUACGUUGGCGCGUUGCUGGCUAUCAGAAGGCAGUAUCACAGCAUCGUUCCAGCACUGUAUGAGUACACGAGUCAACUGUUAAAACGGCGGAAAGUGUCAGUACCUUUAAAAAUUGAACACCUUUCUGAGGAGCUGGAUGCGUGGAGAGCUUGCACACAGGUUGUCAACCCAUCAUCAGAAGACUCUCCAUAUACGCCCCCUUCUGAUUCACAAAGACUGGUUUAUGCAACUUUACUGAAGAGACUAAAGGAAGAACCACUCAGAGGAAUUGUUGGACCAGAUUAUGUGACUGGGUCGAAUCUUCCCAGUCAUUCCGAUAUUCACAUCUCUUGUCUUACGGGAUUGAAAAUCCAGGGUCCUGUAUUUUUCCUUGAAGAUGGGAAAUCCACCAUCUCCUUGAAUGAUGCUCUCAUGUGGGCAAAGGUGAACCCAUUCUCACCUCUGGGGACUGGAAUACGACUCAACCCAUUUUGA
Messenger RNA from Budorcas taxicolor (takin), 3945 nucleotides. RefSeq names its product WD repeat domain 17 (gene WDR17). The coding region runs from base 1 to 3945 and encodes 1314 amino acids. Gene Ontology annotation, molecular function: protein binding. The record is from RefSeq and is a predicted model, not a curated record. NCBI's taxonomy places the organism in Eukaryota, Metazoa, Chordata, Mammalia, Artiodactyla, Bovidae. The transcript has 30 exons.